UCUAGAGUUUAACACUUUUCUGGGGUUAUCGGUUAAAUUUUUAUUUUUUAUUUUUUUACUUUAUAAGAAAAUCAUUUAAAAUCAAUUAAGGUGACGAUGAUUUUGCAGUCAAAAUGAACCGUCACUACAAUGAAAAUAUUAUCAAUGAAAGUGCAAUUUUGGACAAUAUUGAGCAGCUGCUUCAUCAAGCAAGCACAGAUGAUAUAGAAAUGUACAAUAUUUCAAGUACUGGAAGUUUACCUGUUUCAAUUCAAUACAGUUCUAAUUCUGCUCCUCCUUUGGAAGUAUAUAACUUAUCUAAAUCUCCAAGAAGCAAAUACUUAAAAAACCGAGCACUUUCUGAUAAUACAAGUGAUGAUGGAAAGUAUGGUUUACAAUCAAAAAAUUCUACGCUAUCAUGCAACGAAGUAUUUGAAAUUGAAUGCACUGAUGAAGGUGCUGUAGAUGAAAAAAAUACUUUCAGCUAUGCAAACUUUCUCAAAGCACAUACAUGUUAUGAUUGUAUUCCCCAUAGUGCCAAAAUUGUUGUGGUUGAUGCAAAAAUUAAAGUUAAAAAAGCAUUCUUUGCAUUGGUUCAUAAUGGUAUUCGAUCAGCUCCUGUUUGGGAUUCUGAGUUACAAGAGUUUGUAGGCAUGUUAACUAUCACAGAUUUUAUAACUAUACUCAUACAAUAUUACAAGUCGCCAAUGGUAAAAAUGUGGGAGCUAGAAGAACACAGAAUAGAAACAUGGAGAGAGUUGUUUAAGGGAAGCCUUCAAAAUUUUUUAAUAAGAAUUUCUCCAACUGAAAGCAUUUACACAGCUGUCAAAAUGCUGGUUUUUAAUAAGAUACAUCGUUUGCCAGUUAUUGAUCCAGACACAGGGAAUGCUUUGUUUAUAUUAACUCAUAAGAAAGUUUUGCGUUUUAUUUACAAUCAUAUAGAUGAUCUUGCAAUGCCAGACUUUUUAGGAUCUUCUUUACAAGAGCUUGGUAUAGGAUCUUACAAUGUCAUAAAAAUACAUCCAUGGACAACAGUUAUUGAGGCUCUUCAUAUUUUUCACCAGAAACGUGUUUCAGCACUUCCAAUUGUGGAUGAAAAAAAUCAUUGUGUUGAUAUUUACUCCAAAUUCGAUGUUAUUAAUUUAGCUGCUGAGCGUACUUAUAACAAUCUUGAUGUCACUGUACAAGAAGCUUUAGAGCACCGUCAAGAAGGUUUCGAAGGAGUUCAUAAGUGUUUACCAACAGAAAGUCUUUAUGUUAUCAUUGAUAGAAUUGCAAAUGCUCAGGUUCAUCGAUUGGUUGUUGUGGACGAGUUCAAUAAAAUUCUAGGUGUUGUGUCAUUAUCCGAUAUCUUGCGUUUUAUCGUUCUUAAUCCACCGAAAGAUUUUACUCCUCGGUGAUUUUUUCCGCAGCAUUACGUAAUAAAGUAUUAAAGACAAGACGAAGUCAAAUACGACAUUUUUUUAUAUGUUUAUAAAUUUUAUUUAUUCAGUGUUGAGUGGUUGUUCAAUAACUGAGCAGCUUCCUUAAACUCAUUUGUAUGUUUUAUGAAACGCUUUUCAUCGACUCUCAUCAACUUAUUGCCCUUAAGUUUCAAAUUUUUUAGUAUCAUUUUGAGCGUAAAAAUAAACAUUCGUAUGUUUGCAUUUAUCAAUUUUACUUUCUGUUACUUUCUGAAGAAAUCCGAACAAAACAUCCUUAUACAAAACUUUCUUAAAAACUUUUUCUAUUUUAUUGAAUUUAAUAGUGAAUUGGACAAUUAAAUAUUAAAUAUAAUUAAACAACUUUUUUUUCUUUUCUGUUUUUUUUUUCUACGCGUGCACAUGUGAUCUGUUGUAACAAAUAGACUUUUUGGAAAUAUCUUCUUAUUUUUGUCAUGGUAAAAUAUUAUUUAUUAACACUAUUCAAUUUUAAAGAGCGAUUGCGUUAGUAUGUGAUUCUAUCUAUGCUGUAUAUUGUAUAAACGAACUCUACUUUUAACAUCAAAAUAAAAAGAAUGUUGAUAGGA
Hydra vulgaris (swiftwater hydra) is the source of this 1987-nucleotide messenger RNA. Its product is annotated as 5'-AMP-activated protein kinase subunit gamma-1-like. Gene Ontology annotation, biological process: regulation of catalytic activity; protein phosphorylation. Gene Ontology annotation, cellular component: nucleus; nucleotide-activated protein kinase complex; cytoplasm. Gene Ontology annotation, molecular function: protein kinase regulator activity; AMP binding; protein kinase binding. The record is from RefSeq and is a predicted model, not a curated record. Lineage: Eukaryota; Metazoa; Cnidaria; Hydrozoa; Anthoathecata; Hydridae.